Ornithorhynchus anatinus (platypus) is the source of this 1467-nucleotide messenger RNA. It is a transcript of the gene CDKN2D, whose product is annotated as cyclin dependent kinase inhibitor 2D. Bases 260 to 775 code for a protein of 171 amino acids. NCBI's taxonomy places the organism in Eukaryota, Metazoa, Chordata, Mammalia, Monotremata, Ornithorhynchidae. Gene Ontology annotation, cellular component: nucleus. Gene Ontology annotation, biological process: negative regulation of cell population proliferation; regulation of cyclin-dependent protein serine/threonine kinase activity. The transcript is spliced from 3 exons. Gene Ontology annotation, molecular function: protein kinase binding; cyclin-dependent protein serine/threonine kinase inhibitor activity. The record is from RefSeq and is a predicted model, not a curated record.
AGGUGAGGGGAGGGAGAUAACGGGCCCCGAUCUACAAUGUAGCGAUUCUGAAGAAAAAUUCAGCCGGUGGGCAGCGCCCCCCCCGCCCUUCACACACGUGGGGUGGGAAAGCUCCACCCCCUCCGCCUCAGUUUCGGCCCAGGCCCGGCUGCUUGUCGCCACCGCGUCUCUCUUGACAGGGCUCGGAGUUGGACCCCGCCCGCCGAGGAGGAGGGAGAGAGUAGCCGGCUUGAACAGCCGUCUGGAGCGUGAGUCGAAGAUGCUGCGGGAAGACGAGAUCCGCGCCGGAGACCGGUUAAGCGGCGCCGCCGCCCGGGGUGACUUGGCCGAGGUGCGGCGCCUCUUACACCAGGAGUUGGUGCAUCCCGAUGCCGUGAACCGUUUCGGCCGCACCGCGCUGCAGACCAUGAUGUUUGGUAGCUCUCCCAUUGCCCUGGAGCUACUGAAGCAAGGAGCCAACCCCAACGUCCAGGAUGCGACGGGUACGACACCCGUUCACGAUGCUGCCCGCACCGGCUUUCUGGACACCCUGCAAGCCCUGGUGGAACACGGGGCUGACGUGAAUAUACCGGAUGCCGAGGGGUCCCUGCCUUUCCAUCUAGCCAUGCGUGAGAGGCACGUCCCCGUGAUGGCCUACCUGGCCUCACGAACCAAAUUCAAGCUCCGGGACCCCGGCAGCCAUGAUCCACCCGAGCCAGAGGAGCAGCCAGGGUGGGUCGAGACCCCCGAGAUGGCAGACCCCCCAGAGAGGGACUCCCCUCCCACCAUGCUGUGACACUGCCCCCACUAGCACCGAGACAACUGCCCCCGAAUGCUGGGGGUGGUUGUCCCUUAAAUCCUUUCCACCCAAUUCCGAGCUGAAGGUGAGGGGGGGCGGGGUGGGGGGGACAGGCUGCUUGAGCUGUCUGUUGUGGCUCAUUUGUGUUUGUUCUAUCUACGGAGGAUUGGGGAUUUCUCUCUCAUUAACCUCCUCUCCCUUCCCCCCUCCCUUUGUUAAAAGAAAAGGGCAGCCAGUUAGAAGGGAAGGAUUUCAUUCUAGAUGUGGGAGGCCCGGCUAGGGAGGGAACCAUUUCUCUGUCUCCCAGGUGUGAUGAACGGUUCGUGCUCUCUGGGGUGGGGGGGCUGGGAUGUUUUACCUGCCCCUUCCCCAGAGCACACCCUCCUGCCUGCUGUGAGUUCCAGUGCCCUCACUCCAGCCCCUCCCACCCCGUUUCCCAAGACCCGAAAAGGGAUGGAAAGAGAGCUGGGCCCUACCCUUUAAUCCAGAGUUUGAACUGGGUGAAAAGUUCUAAAGUUCUGUGGGAAGAGGAGGCCAGGAGACUGGGGAGUUUCAUGUGUUGUCUAUUCCCAGUCCUCUACUUGUACAGUGUUUUUAAUUGAUUCUAUUUAUUUUUCUGCGGGGGAAGAGAGAGCUAUCGGAUGUACGAUAACUUAAUGUUUUUACCCAUUAAAUUAAGAUUUAACAGC